Molecule: messenger RNA, 786 nt
Organism: Chironomus riparius
Lineage: Eukaryota; Metazoa; Arthropoda; Insecta; Diptera; Chironomidae
Source: the annotation of a GenBank genome assembly
AUGUUUAUUAUGAAAACAACAACAACAUUUUGCGCAGUUCUGUUCGUGUCAACAUUUAUUGGAUUCAUGUUUGGAUGCAUUAUUGAAAACAUCCCGCCGAGUCCAAUUGGAAAAAAUUUAGUCUACAAGCAGUGGAUGCCAUUUGAUUACCAGCCAAUGCCGAUUUACAUCAUCACAAACAUUUGGGUUGCAUCUGUUGCAUUGAGUGUGAUUCCAUUGCAAAUAGCAAGUGAAGGAAUCUUCUAUGCAUUAUUAAUCAUUCUGUCUUCAAAAUUUAAUGAUCUCGCUGAGAGUUUUGAGACAUUUGACUGCAAAAGUGAUGCUCAAGGAUUAAAAAAUUUAGUCGUGCAAUAUCAAGAAUUGCUGAAAAUCAGCACCGACAUCGAGUCAACAUUCUCAUUAUCAAGUUUCUUGACAUUCAUUGACAGCUCUCUCAUGAUGUGCUUUACUAUCUUACAAGUCUUCAUGAAUCAAGGACAAUGGUUUCGUUAUCAUGGCUUCGCUUCAUUCUUUGGCAUCAUUCUUUGCCACAUUUUCUUCUACUGCUAUUACUGUCAAAAACUGCAGACAGCAAACUCGAUGGUUGGUGAGAAAAUUUUAAUGAGUAAUUGGUACGAGUCAAAAAGCCGAGAUAUUUUAAGGAUGGUUCAAAUGACAGCAAUGAAAUCUCAGAAAUCAAUUCGUUUAACCGCAAUGGGGUUUACAAUCAUCACGAUGGAAACAUUUACAAAUGUUGCAUCAGCCGCUUAUUCAUAUUUCUCAUUUAUGAGUUCAUUUGUGGAUUGA